AUGCCUGCACGACUCAAUUGCUCAUCAGCCCGCGCCGUGAGCCGGGCUUUGCGGCCACAGGGCUCGACGACCACCUCUAGGGUCUCUGCCACGCUCCCAUGCAUUCAGCAGACCACGGUGCCGGCGAGGAAUUACGCCGCCGCCGCCGCCGCCUCUCCGAUACCAUUAGGAGCGUUGCGGCUGCCCGACGACUACAUACCGCCGACAAAGCCGCCGUCUGCCCGCAGACCAGAGAACAGGAAAUCACAAGUGCUCCGGGCCUACACGGCGCUCCUUCGCUCUACGCCCCUGAUUCUCUUCUUCCAACACAACAAUUUGACGGCGGUCGAAUGGGCUGCAGUCCGUCGCGAGCUGCGAAAGGCUCUGUCGGAAGUACCACCACCAGUGGCCGGUCCCAACGAAUCACUGCCAGUCGACCCGGUCAACUCUAUCGAGCUCACAGUGUUGCGGACGCGCAUGUUCGACGUUGCAUUCAAAAUUGUUGAGUUCUUUGACGCCGAGGCAGCGGCCGGAAGGUCAAACGCCUACACACAUGAUCUGUCGAGCACGGCGUAUGAGGCUAUCAAGAAGGCAAAUUUGGAGGACCCCAACACGGCAUAUGCGCAGAUGAGCCCGCUUUUCACCGGGCCCGUAGCUGCGCUUACCAUUCCCACGGUCAGCCCAGCGCAUCUCGCCGCUGCGCUGCGGAUUCUGGCGCCCAGCGCUCCAGACUUUCCCACGCCAACACGGAAGAAGAACCCCGGAUACCAUGACCCGGUAGCACAGUCUGGCCUACAGAAGCUCAUCCUGAUUGGUGGACGCGUCGAGGGUAAAGCCUUUGAUCAGGCAGGCAUCAAGUGGGUCGGUGGUAUCGAGGGUGGUAUCGACGGACUCCGAAGCCAGCUUGUGUCGAUGCUGCACAGUGCUGGAUUGGGACUUACCACUGCUCUGGAGGGUCACAGCAAGGGAUUGUGGCUCACGCUCGAGAGCAGGAGGACGCAGUUGGAUGAAGAGCAGAACCCCAAGAAGACGGAAGAAGGCGAGGCCAAUUCCGACGCAAGCUAA
Messenger RNA from Pestalotiopsis fici W106-1, 1044 nucleotides. RefSeq lists its product as uncharacterized. The transcript has a single exon. Gene Ontology annotation, molecular function: structural constituent of ribosome. Lineage: Eukaryota; Fungi; Ascomycota; Sordariomycetes; Amphisphaeriales; Sporocadaceae. Gene Ontology annotation, cellular component: mitochondrial large ribosomal subunit. The record is from RefSeq and is a predicted model, not a curated record. Gene Ontology annotation, biological process: translation. Bases 1 to 1044 code for a protein of 347 amino acids.